AUGAAUUUGAAGGAGACUGACAAGAUCUCCAAAGUACAUGACAGAGAACGAGGCAACCAUACAGACUCAUUCCCUGCACAUUAUCCACAUCCCAAUGCUAAGUCUGCUGCCACUAAGGCUUUGGCAAGAGAGAUGAUAGAUCAUGAUUCCGCUCGGUAUAAAGCCGAUGGGGAAUCUGUGCAAGGCGAAAAAAGUAUAGAUCAUGUUCGACCCAAUCUACCGGAAUGUCAUGGGAGGUAUUCUGAGGAUCUCCUGAACUCGAGAAGACAAAUAGCCGACAAUAGACAUGUGGCAAAGCACCAGGCGUUGAUGUAA
Molecule: messenger RNA, 315 nt
Organism: Paracoccidioides brasiliensis Pb18
Exons: 2
Coding region: 1-315 (104 amino acids)
Source: RefSeq, a predicted model, not a curated record